Molecule: messenger RNA, 779 nt
Organism: Malaclemys terrapin pileata
Lineage: Eukaryota; Metazoa; Chordata; Testudines; Emydidae
Product: histone H2A-beta, sperm-like
Exons: 3
Coding region: 301-714 (137 amino acids)
Cellular component (GO): nucleosome
Molecular function (GO): protein heterodimerization activity; DNA binding; structural constituent of chromatin
Source: RefSeq, a predicted model, not a curated record
UCUUUCUGAAAUAGAAAUCUUGGGUUGAAGACCUUGAGCCUGGACAACACUUCUCUCUCUGGGCAGCAGGAAAAAAACUUUCAUUGCUUUUUUCUACCUGCCAUCUGAAUUUACCGGAGACUCUUGAUGGGCUGUGGUUUUCCCUUGACCGGACUUCUAACCAGCUGUCUGACUCAAACAGGCUCCUUCUUCAGGAGAGAACAUUCAGACUAACACGGCUACCCCUCUGAUACUACUAAGUUGGCAUCUUAAAAUCAGGACCUUCCUCAUAAAGAGAACAAAUAAAGAUUGAUUGUUAGGAUGUCUGGACGCGGAAAGAAAAAUGUGAAACCGACAACUGCCUCGAAGACAACCAAGUCAGCGAAGGCUGGUCUGCAAUUCCCAGUGGGUCGUGUCCACCGGCUUCUCAAAAGAGGGAACUAUGCUGAGAGAAUAGGUGCUGGCGCUCCGGUUUACCUGGCGGCCGUGCUGGAAUAUCUGACUGCUGAGAUAUUGGAACUGUCAGGAAAUGCUGCUCGUGAAAACAAGAAAAGCAGGAUUGGGCCACGACACAUCCAGCUGGCCGUGAGGAAUGACGAAGAGCUGAACAAGCUGUUUGCUGGGGUGACCAUUGCUGAAGGAGGAGUUAUGCCCAACAUCCUUCCUGCUCUUGUUCCCAAGACCACAAAGGUGCCUAAGCAAGGACUAAAAGAUGGCCAGUCACAGGAAUUCUAGUAACCGCUAGUCUGCUGAAAGGGUGCUGUUUCUAAGGCUGGCUUUCUCCACAACACUAGCACUUC